Malaclemys terrapin pileata is the source of this 636-nucleotide messenger RNA. RefSeq names its product protein shisa-1-like. The transcript is spliced from 4 exons. The record is from RefSeq and is a predicted model, not a curated record. The coding region runs from base 1 to 636 and encodes 211 amino acids. NCBI's taxonomy places the organism in Eukaryota, Metazoa, Chordata, Testudines, Emydidae.
AUGGAGAGGGGGCCAUUGUGUGUCCUGGUGCUGUUGCUGACUCUGGGGGGCACCUCUGGGCAGGAUGGAGAGUACUGCCAUGGCUGGGCAGACAGCUCACAGCUCUGGCAUAGGGGCUUUCGGUGCCCAGAGCACUACGACAGCCCAGAGGCUACUCUGUGCUGCGGCACCUGCAACCUGCGCUACUGCUGCUCAACCAGAGAGGCUCGGCUGGACCAAGGCUUGUGUCCUAGUGACCAUCACCAGACCAGUCCCAAGCCUUCAUCAGAAACACCUUCCAGCUUGCCCAUGUACUUACCUUUCCUCCUCGUUGGGUCCAUAUUUGUGGCUUUCAUUGUCAUUGGGGCCUUCGUUGGUAUUUGCUGCUGUAGAUGCCUGAAAUCCCAGGAUGAAGAGCAGCAACAUGGGCCUGCACCAAUCCAGAGUCAGCUGCUCGAAGCUGCUGCUCCUCCUUGGUUCUCCAGUUCAGCCACCAGAUGCUCCUUGGGUAGUCAUCCUCAGACCAGUAACAUCUGCCUGAGCAUGGCUCCACCUUUCCCCAUCAUAGGGUCCUCUCAAGGAGCCCAGUUCUUGCCUCCUACAUCAACCAAUGGAUCCCUUUUGCACCCUGCAUAUUAUUGGGGUGGGAGGAAAUAA